Molecule: messenger RNA, 1692 nt
Organism: Austrofundulus limnaeus
Lineage: Eukaryota; Metazoa; Chordata; Actinopteri; Cyprinodontiformes; Rivulidae
Gene: fap
Product: fibroblast activation protein, alpha
Biological process (GO): proteolysis
Cellular component (GO): plasma membrane
Molecular function (GO): dipeptidyl-peptidase activity; serine-type endopeptidase activity
Source: RefSeq, a predicted model, not a curated record
GCUGGAUCAAAUCUUACCAGAGUGAAGUUGAUUGUGGUUGAUACCAUAAAUCCAUCUCUCCGCGCUCAGGUUAUUCCUCCUGUAGCCGUCACCUUAGGUGAUCACAUUUUGUGCUCAGUGACCUGGGUAACGGAUGAGCGCCUCGCAGUGCAGUGGCUCACAAGGAAACAGAAUCAGGCCGUCGUGCAGAUCUAUGACUUUGAUGGAAGCAAGUGGAAAGAAGGACAGAAAUUUGAGCAAACAAGCAAAACAGGUUGGAUUGGUCAUUAUGUGCCCUUGCCUCUUUUCUUUGCUGAAGAUAAGCUCAGUUUCUACAAAAUCAUGAGUGACUCCCAUGGCUACAAACAUAUACAUCAUGUUAAAAAUGGCAGUGCAACACCUAUAACCUCUGGCAAGUGGGAAGUUAUUUACAUCUCAAAGUUAACAAAGGAUGCCAUAUAUUUUGUAAGCAAUCAGCACCAGGGAGUACCUGUCAAAAGAAAUCUUUACAAGUUAAUGAUUGGAAGCAGCCCGUCAGCCCCUCAGUGCCUCACCUGUGACUUGCAUGAGGACAGGUGUCAGUACAACUCAGCUUACUUAAGCAAUGACGCCUCUUUCUACCAAAUGGACUGCUAUGGACCUGGAUUGCCCCUCCACACCCUCGUGGAUAACAGGGGCUCAGGUGCAGAGCUCUCAGUUCUGGAAGACAACAAAGAUUUGGAAAAUAUUCUCUCUGAGUUCCAAAUGCCAACAAUGAAAUAUGGCACCUUGAAGAUUGCAGGAUUUGAGCUUUGGUAUGAAAUGAUGCUACCACCAAAUUUCAAAAAAUCCAAAAAAUAUCCUCUUCUCAUUGAUGUGUAUGGCGGCCCUUGUAGUCAGAAUGUGAACUAUCAGUACAAGUUGAAUUGGGCCACGUACCUUUCCAGCUCACAUGGCAUCAUCGUUGCCAGCUUUGAUGGAAGGGGAAGUGGUUACCAAGGCGACGAAAUACUGCACGCCAUCUACAAGCGUCUGGGGACAUUUGAAGUGGAAGAUCAGAUAGCAGCUGUGAGGAAAUUCAUAGACAUGGGUUUUAUUGACAAAGAUCGAAUUGCAAUAUGGGGUUGGUCAUAUGGUGGUUAUGUUGCCUCAAUGGCCUUGGGUGCUGGAACUGGACUCUUCAAGUGUGGGAUUGCAGUGGCCCCAGUAGCUAACUGGGAAUAUUAUGAUGCUAUAUACACAGAGCGCUACAUGGGAAGACCCACAGAAAAUUCAGAUGCUUACAAAAAUUCUACAGUUACAUCCAGAGCAAAGAACUUCAAAAAUGUUGACUAUCUUUUGGUUCAUGGCACAGCAGAUGACAACGUCCAUUUCCAGCAGGCUGCGCAGAUCUCCAAAGCUUUGGUGAAUGAGCAAGUGGAUUUCGAGGCAAUGUGGUACACCGACAAGGACCAUUCUCUCGGUGGAUCAGCUUACCAGCAUACAUACACCCUCAUGAGCCACUUUCUGCAGAGAUGCCUCCUAAAUCCCAAAUAGAUGUGAACAAACAGACACAAUUUUUAGUGAAUCGAUUUGUUGAUACUUGUAUAUUUCUAUUUUUAUUGAUACUGAGGAAUAAAUCAGGUAAUGUUUAGCCUAUUUUACAUUGCUGCAUGUUUUAGUGGUUCAUAGUUGUGGAAUUUUUGUCAAAAAAGCGACUUUUUGAUAAAAUAAAAAAGCCAUUUUAGUUGAAAA